GUUUUGUUAAUACUGGAAGUACACCUUCAGAGAGUUGUCCCAUGGUUUCACUCAAGUAUACUCUUACAAGCUCCAAAAGGACAUUACGUGGAACUGAAUUUCACCAUGGAGAGUUCAUAUUUAACACCCUGCAUUGAUGAUAAGUACCUUGAGGUUCGUGAUGGAUACAACAAGUCUGCCAAUCUUCUUGGUGUAUUUUGUGGAAGGAACAUCUCUGUUAUUGUGCGAUCCAGAGGACAGAACUUGUGGAUCAGAAAAUCAGCCCAUAAUUUUAGCAGGUUUCGGGGCUCGUACACCAACAAAAAACUGAACUUUACAGGUAUUGUCCUCUGAAAUUACUAACUGAAACAAUUCUAAGGUGUUUCUAAGUUGUUAUAACACGGAUGGAAUAGAUGGCAAUUACGAGUACUGCAACUCAUUUGGUAAUUUCAUUUAUUUGUUUUCUUCCAGUUGAACCCAACCUAGACAAGGUGGCCAAAACUCAAUUUGUUAUUUUCAACCAAACUUCAUCUCUUUGGUGUCCAGCACAAGGUGCACCAGCACCAUCUAUAGUUUGGAGAAAGAACGGCAUUGUGGUACAGAACAGUACAGGUGUCAAAUAUCAGCUUACCAUUACUGAGGAGAACAAUGACAAGUACAGCUGUGAGGUGAAGAAAGAGAAUGGUUUUGACAAGAAAGAAAUCCGUCUUGUCAUUGAAAGUGAGUUUUUUCACAAACGAAUUAAGUGGGGUGAGUUUUUAAAGAAACUGUGGUGCCUCUUCAGUGGGGAGUAUUACUGAGUAUUACUGAGAUGACUUGGUUUUGCUCUUCGCAGAGCGAAACCUUUCUCCCUGACGAAGGGCUAACCCUCCAAACGUCAGCUUUAAAAACCCUUUACGGUGGAAAAUUUUCAUUGUCAACUCAGUUGAUAAAACUAAACUAUUAAUUUACAAACAAUUGAUUCUCAAAUCAGUCUGGCGUAGAGAAAAAUAUACUGCACAUUUGCAAAGUUUGCCUAAUUGCAAAAAAAAUGAGCAACUCUAAACGCUCUCUAAACUUUUAAGCUGAAGGACUGCCGCAAUAGUUUUAUUGACCAGGAACCAAUGUAUGAAGUGUUCACGAGAUAACUAGAUGGCAGCUAUCAUUUCAGAGUACUCCAAUGCACACACUCAGAGAGUACCACCAAAGAGCCUCACAACAAAGAAACGUUAUUACAUUCAUAUCGUCUUCCUUUAUUCAAGGGUGCCCAAAUACCUGUCGAUGUACAAUUGCAGUUGGAAUCAUGGACGCAGCUACUUGCAUUGAAUGUCGAGGAAAACACUUACAGUCAGUUCCACGGCACUUACCCUUUUCUACAGCGAAAUUGUAAGCGUUUCAACUCUUCUACUUUCUCUAGGUGGGGGUGUGGAGGAUGGGAAAUAAUAAAAAGCAAUGCACAAGACGUAAGAUGUUCAAUCUAACACUAGAAAAAUAUCCCCAUUUUAAAGAAAAAAACCAAAUAGAGCAGCCAUCACCUGAAGACUUCCAUAACAACUCGCCUUUAGUCGUACUGUAAGAUACUAAUGUUAUACUUUUGUCGCUAUUGGCGAUUGAUGUGCUAAGAGUUAACAUUGUUUACCGAUACAGGGGUGAUAUUGUCUUAUGUGAUGGUUUGAAAUAGUUUUAAUACUUUCAGGUGGUUACAAAAUAACAAGAUCAAGAAGCUGCAAGGUGACUCAUUUUCUCAGUUAGUCAGGCUGCGAGAGCUGUAAGUGAAACGUAGCAUUCUUAUAUCGGUUAUUUUACAUGUUUAGGUUUACGAUGUGGAAUCCAUCCUGCAGAUACUAAGACACUUCCAUAUCCGCAUUGCACACAAACCAAUCACAGGGGAGCCAUAUUGUUAACUACGAACUCAGUCAGUCAGCUUUUUUCACAAAAAACUAGUUAAGGUAAUUUUUUGCCAUCUUUUCUCCCUGAGAGUUAAGCAAGUUAGUAACUUUCAUCAGAUUUAGUCCACUGCUAGUAAGACAAAGUGUUUCUUUAUACUGCAAACUGGUUAAUUGACUGAUGUACAAGUUCUCUUCGAAAAGGUCUAAAGCAACAAAAUAAAUCAAACGCAAAACUACCUGAAAAGUAAAGAUAAAAUUGGAAAAAUAUAGCAGAAAUAGCCGAGAAAACGUUGAAAAAUCAGUUUACAUUAAACGCGAACCUUGUCGUAGAAUCUUAAAUGGAAACCAGAUAGAGAGGCUACAGGCUGAAGUCUUCAAAAACAACUCCGAGUUGGCCUUGUUAUCAGUAACCAAUAAACAUUUAAUGUAUUAUUGGUUUGGUCUCGAUUCAACUGCCAUUUGCGUAGAUUUAUGUCAUUUACUAACUUUGAGAGGAAAGGUUUUCUAACCGAAUGGUUUUUGUUAUCUGACUGGAGGGCAUUUCAAAAAUGCCUAGCUAAAAUCCAUGAUAUAUCCUUUUUGUAGGAGCUUAGCAGGGAACCAGAUAGAGGAGCUACAAGCGGGAGUUUUCAGUAACAACAACAAGUUGCUCAACUUGUGAGUAGGAAGACUAAAAGUUCAUAGUCUACCUACAUAUUUUUACUGUCAUAUCCUUCUCCAAAUCCUCUUUAAUUCUCAAAUACUCAAAUACUAUUGUACGCUACUAAUGAGUCCAGCCACAAUCGUGUUAAGAGAGGGACCUUACCUUUCAGUUCAUAUUAUUGAGUACCAUAAUAUAUAUAUGUCAGCGACUGGAGAAGGUUCCAUCACUUUAAUAUCCCUCGGCGACGUGUACGAAACAAGUUAAGCGGUCCAGGGCAUUUCGCAUCGGAAAAAGUUUUCCCUCAAACUUUGCCCAAUAAACUAUCUUUGGUAACAAGUAAAUAAAACCACAUUAGUUUCUGGAAAUACGUUAAAAUAAAAUUUUUAGAGCUCUCAAAAGUCAAAGCUGCAAAAGGACCUUUUUUGACUUUGUGCGAUAUCGAAAUUUUAAAAAGUUGAAUAGCCCGGUCACACCGCAUGCAGCAAAAUUAUUAUAUUUUGUAUUCUUAAAGUGUGUGAUAUAUAAGGUAUAUAAAAUGCAUUUCAAUUUUGAUAUUUGUUUAUUCAGAGGCUCGUCAUAAUUUAUUUAAAAACACUCGUUGGAUAGCUUUCUGAGAUUGGUUAAAAGUACUCUUUCUUUCUUGGUUGAUAUUGCUCAAGUCCAGACCAGACCAUUAAAAACUCUGCUUGAUUUCUGCUAAUAAGAUGUUUGGCUGCAGAAAAAUAUAAAAACAUCUAGCACUUAUUGAUUUUCUUCGCCGAGGUGACUUCGAACUUUUAGCGAUAUUGCUAGCGUGACAGCCGAUUAUGCAAAUUAGUUCAUUGAGCAAACUCCGACCGUUUUAUGUGAGUAGCUCAAUGAAUCUUAGAUUUUAACCAUUUUAAGUAGAAAAUAUAGUAGGAAAGAGCUGUAAAACCACAUCGAUUAAUACUUUGAGCAUUUUAAAAGGCCAAAAUUUGACAAAUUUUAUUAUCUCGUGACGCAAGACGUCAUCAACAACGUAUCGAAUAUCAUAAUUUGAUUAGCGCUCGCAAACUCUUUUUUAAAAAUUUGGCUUCUGUUAUUUCAUAUUUGAGUUCUGAUGGCUUACGCUAUUGUCAAAUUUUGGCCUGUUAAAUAUUCGGUUUCCCUAGAGGAGGUAAAUAUUCUAGGUUUACCUAGAGGAGCUAGGUUAUGUCUACCUAGAUUCCAUUGCGCAUUAUGAGUAUUGAAACACGUUAUGCGUUCUUAUGUGAUCGUAUGACGCAGUUUUAUUAAGAAUUACAGAUUUUUAGGCCGAAACAAGAAAAAAAAGUGGCCUGGUAAAUCAUUUGCCGAAUUGCUAAACAUGCACUGGCUGUAAGUGAAGAGUGGUUGUUUUACAUUAACUAUUGCGUGAUCGUGUCGCAACGAAUAAUAAUGUCGAUAAUAGUGUAAAAUACAAACUGAUUAAUGUACAAGGACCCACCAACAUGUAGUAAUAGACAUGUGUGCGGAUUGUUUACAUGUUCAAACUCUCCGAAUAUCGACGCUCGUACAUCAGCGAUAUUGGUAGCAACCUCAAAACAAGUUCUAUUGAAACCAUACGAGCGCUUACAAAUGGUGAUGUCAGUAACUGUUCAACCUAAAUCCAGGACAUAUCCCUAUUUUAGGGACUUAGACAACAACCAAAUAGAGGAGCUACCACCUAAAGUCUUUCAUAACAACUCGCAGUUAGUCAUACUGUAAGUAACCAAUCUUAAUGCCUUUCUUUCUAUUGGUGCUUGAUGUGCUAAGAAUUAUUAAAUACGUAACCCGUAGUGUAUGUAGCCAACCAAAACACUGCAAUUUUCAAACAAAACCACCAAGUUAGGUUGUUGGUCUUAGCUUUUACGACUAUAUAUUCUAUUUUUCUGAGUUUAUUUGUUUUAUUUGCAUAUGGAAGAUUUCCUGUAUGGCCAGUGCUCGAAGGGGGCUGGAAUUUUUCUCUAUUAAAUCUUAGCCUUGAUGUGAUGGUUUGAGACAUUUUUAAUACAAAAAUGCCCAACUAAAAUCCAUGAUGUAUCCUUUUGUAGGAGCUUAGAAAGGAACCAGAUAGAGGUGCUACCAGCGGGAGUCUUCAGUAACAACAACAAGUUGCUCAACCUGUGAGUAGGAAGACUAAAAGUUCAUAGUCGACCUACAUAUUUUUAUUAUCAUAUCCUUCUCCAAAUUCUUGUUAAUUCUAAAUACUCAAUACUAUUGUACGCUACUGAUGAGUCCAGCCACGAUCGUGUUGAGAGAGGAACCUUACCUUUUAGUUCAUUUUCUAGAGUACCACAAUAUAUAUUUGUCAGCUACUGGAGAAGGUUCCACCGCCUCAAUAGGGACCUUUAGCAAACCACGACUCCGAUGGCAACGAGGACGUGGCAAAAAAAAAAAGAUGUAACGUGCAGAACAAUAGCUCAGCACGUGCGUUUUAAAACUGUGCACAUUUUCUUAGCCGUCCUAUGCAAAGCAACAACGUGAAAUCAUCACAAUUUGCGUCGUCUGUGAACCGAAACCACGACGGAAAGUUAUUUUAAUUUCCAUUUGGAACUCAACGUUUCUUUCAUACGUUAUGCUGAAGUUGAGGUGUGGUACCGUAUGAGACGGUAUACAAAUGCAGCCAUUUUUAAAUUCUAAUUUAAGGCAGAAAUUCAUCUUUUAAUCGAAAUCUUCCUUGACAUUGCCGUCCUGACUGCUCAUUACAACGUGAAAUCAUUAACAUUUUGCGUGGUCCGAGAAAGGAAAACCCCGCCGGCAAGAUAUUUAAGCUUCCAUUUGGAACUCAACGCCGCUCUUUUAGGUCAUGCUGAGGUUAACUUGCGGUGCCGUAAGAGAUGGUUAACACAUCCAUUAAUUCGCUAGAUUGCAAUUAAAAAUAUGUAUUGAUUUUUAAAUCGACGUCUUCCUUGGAGUUGCCGUCCUAACUGCUAAAGGUCCGUAUCAUCCCUCGGCGACGUGAACGAAACAAAUAAAGUCCAGCCACGAUUCAACCGCCAUUUGCGUAGAGUUGUGUCAUUUACUAACUUUGUGAGGAAAGGUUUUCUAACCGAAUGGUUUUCGUUAUCUGACGGGAGGGCAUUUCAAAAAUGCCCAACUAAAAUCCAUCAUGUAUCCUUUUUGUAGGAGCUUAAGAGGGAACCGGAUAGAGGAGCUACCAGCGGGAGUCUUCAGUAACAACAACAAGUUGCUCAACUUGUGAGUAGGAAGACUAAAAGUUCAUAGUCAACCUACAUAUUUUUACUGUCAUAUCCUUCUCCAAAUCCUUGUUAAUUCUCAAAUACUCAAAUACUAUUGUACGCUACUAAUGAGUCCAGCCACAAUCGUGUUGAGAGAGGAACCUUACCUCUUAGUUCAUAUUCUAGACUACCAUAAUAUAUAUUUGUCAGCGACUGGAUAAGGUCCCACCACUUUAAUAGAGACGAUAAGCAAACCACGACGGUGACGGCGACGGCGACGGCAACGGGGACAUGGAAAAACAAUAGCUCAGCACGUGCCUUUUAAGAAAUUGACAUUUCUUAGCCGUCCUAUGCAAAACAACAACGUGAAAUCACCACAAUUUGCGUCGUCUGCGAGCCAAAACCGCGACGGCAAAUUGUUUCUAGUUCUAUUUGGAACUCAACGCUUCUUUUAUACGUUAUGCUGAAGUUGAGGUGUGACACCGCAUGAGACGGUAAACACAUGCAGCCAUUUUUGAAAUUCUAAUUGAAGGUAGAAAUUUGUUUUUUAAUCGAAGUAUUCCUUGGUGUUGCCGUCCUGACUGCUUAAGGUCUCUAAUAUCCCUCGGGGACGUGAACGAAACAAGUUAAAUAUUCGGUAUACCCUUCUUGAGAGGAGCUAGGUUUACUACUAACUCAGUCGGUCAACUUUCCCCACGAAAAGUAAUUCUUUCGGCAUCUUUUCUCCCUGAGAGUUAAGCAGUAAUAACUUUCAUCAGAUUUAGGCCGGUGCUAUUCAGAGAAAUCAGUUUUUUUAAUACUGCAAACAUGUUAACUGACUGAUGUAUAAUUUCUCUCCGGAAAUUUCCAAAGUAACGAAAUUAAUCCAACGCAAAACUACCAGAAAAAUGAUGAUAAAAUGGAGGAAACAGCAACGAAAACGUUGAAAACGUUGUUUCUAAGUUCAGUCCUUGAGGACUGAGACUGGACCUUACUUAUGUUGAUAUCAAUCAAUUUGUUCAAUCACGUUCAAGAUUAUAUUAAAAGCGUUUGUUUCACCCGGACACGGCACAAAUAAACUGUAUUCCGACCGGAAAAAGUACGCAACAGCAGCAACGCACAAGAGGUAGUAUAAUUUUAACUUAAGUCAUGGAAUAUCUCUUCUUAGGUCCUUGGGUUAUAAUCAGAUAAAGGAGCUAACACCUGGAGUCUUCAGUAAUAACACUAAGUUGAUCGAACUGUAAGUAACAGAUAUCCACGCCCAUUCUAUAUUUUAACCUUCGAUGUGCUAAGAGUGUGUAAUGUAUAAGUGUUUGCUUAAUAUGAUCCUCCUCAAGCUUAGUGAUUUCAAAACCUAUUUUUGAUAUUAACCUUCGAUAGGAUACGAGUGUAAUGUCAAUGUUUACUUAAUAUGAUGAAGACAGUACUCAAGCUGAGUGGGUGUAGUCAACAUAGCCGCAUGCAAAAUGGGUUAACAACAUCACGUGGUGGAAUGCUUUACGUUAGCAGCAUGACACAAAUAGAAACCGAUAGGAGAUGUCGAACUGAACACAAAAGAGCGGCAGGUAUAAAAAAAGUUAUAGUUGCGUGAACGAUCACAAAAUCCUUUACUAAAAAGUGCUACUGCCCGAGUCACUGCUCCAUGCUUAACCUGCAGUGAUAGUUAUUUUUUUUAACACUGACCAAAUCUGGAUAAAUGGGUUAAACUAAUUCAAAAUAGACAUUAGAUUCAGGGUAUAUCCUUUUUGAAGGUACUUGUUUGGUAACCAAAUCAAAGAGCUGCCACCAGGAGUCUUCGCCAUGAAUACCAAGUUGACUCGCCUGUAAGUAAGCCAUAACAGGUUUAUAUUCGAAAUUAUUUAAACUGUAUUAUUUCAAUGUAUUGCAUUUAUCACAACACUCACUUGUAAGCUGCUCAAAAAACUGAAUGUUCAAAGAGACGCAAUUAAAGUAACGUUAGAGAGCACAAAACCCUACCAUUUGUAGAGAAGGUUUUCAAUCCCAUCACCUCCUCAAAAGACUUAUUAAAACCAUUCGAGUGCAAAGUAAUGGUGUCAACAGCUGAGUCUUAAAACCUAUAUUUUUCGAUGCCACACAAAAUCUAAAUGUGUUAACUACACAAAAGUAAUCAGACUUAAGUCUACUCUUUUCUCAGUCGCACAACAGAUUUAGCUCCUGGAAUCCCUCUUUCGAGGUUCAAAAAUAGACAAGUCUUAAGUUCUUCCAUACCGUUCCCCUUACCCCUCUUUGACCCCUGAUAACCAUUCACUAUCUGCGUGUUACACAAAACUAUAAAACCGUCAUGACGUGAAACUGUAAACCGAGUUGAAACCUAUAUCCUGGCAAAACUGGGGUAAACCAUCACAUGGUCGACUGCCUUAGGUAAGCAAGAAAGGUAGGAACCUGUAGGACUGGUACGACUGAACACAAACAAGAGGCAAGAAUCAAAACAGUUAUGGUGAUGUGAACAUUUUCAUUUAAAAAAAAACACACUAUUAACUGUUUGAACCUGAAUUCUGGGUCUUAGUAGCCCAGAAUAGACUUCACUGAAGAUAAAAAUCAAUGUAUUCUUCUCGCAGGUACUUGGAUGGCAACCAAAUAGGAGCACUACCAGCUGGAGUCUUCACCUACAACACCAAGUUGACUUGCCUGUAAUAAACACAUUUAUAGAAUCACAUUUGAAAAUUUUGACUACUUGUUUAUUACACGUUCAUUUGCAAACAGCUUACAUAUUUGCACCCAUACUACGGAAAGAGACAAAAAUCGGGGAUCUAAAUCUAUUUCAGGUCAUAUUUUUGCCUAGUAUAAUUUUAGUAUCAAGGAUCGUCUUUCCAAUGCUAUUUUAUCUAAACACUUUCUCUAACACUUUACUGAACGAAAGAAAAACACCUAACUUCAAAUAACGGUUUUGAAUUUUGAAAAAGAAUGGCGGGCCAAGAUGGAGAAUUAAAGGAAUUUAAACUACAAGGAAAAAGCUCUAAGAUGAACCUCAUAAAAAGACAUAUUGUAACUAUUCGAGUGCAAAGUAAUGGUGGUGAUAACAACUUAACCUUAAAUCUUACAUUUACUGAUGCCACACAAAACCUAGAUGGGUAAACUACAGAAAAGUAAUCAAGAGCAACACAUGAGGGACCUUUAAUUCCCUACGAAUAUAUGAAUAUAUAUAGACUUAGAAGUGGCAAUCAUCAUAUAUAUCAAGUUAUUAUCAUAUAUCAAAAUAUCAUUUUAAACACUAUUUGAACCUGGAAAUCUGGGUCCUAAUAGCCCAGAAUAGAUAAAAAACAAUAUAUACUUCUCGUAGGGAGUUGGAUGGCAACCAAAUAGGAGCACUUCCACCUGGAGUCUUCACUUACAACGCCGAGUUAACUCACCUGUGAGUAAUAAAUUAAAAUCCUUAGAUUGCAUCGAUUAUCCAUACAUUCGCCUCAUUUAUUAGACAUCGGCAAAGUUUCUUCAAGCUCAAUUCAUGGUGAGUAACAGACGGUCGUUGGUGGCUUUAAAAGCCAGUUGACUUAUUAAAGUCAUUGGUCAAGCCGAAGCUGCUUUGGGCGCAAAACUUCAUUCUCAUGAUCACUUUGUACAACCCUUCAACAAGGGGCACUGACAGUGGAAUAGUUCAUUUAAUUAAGUUGCAAAGCAAGAAUGAACAUAGCUAUUUCCAGACGAAAGACAAAGGUUACGUUUAUCCUAACCGGUUAUCGUGAUGUGCUCAGUCCCGUUAUUUGUUGAUUAUAAGCGAACAUUCAAAGAGCGUCUUCAACCACAAGGUAAAUAAAAUAUAAUUAGGGUCGCUUGUAAAGUAGCAUGGUGAAGUGAUCCUCACGUUAGGGCAUUGUGCAGACUUGAAGAAACCUCAACAUAAGCCUAACUUGUAUUUUUACUUGUUCAUGAUAGAAUGUGAACUUUUGCUUAAAAAAUUUCCAAGUAAGCUUACUGUUGUUUUUUAAGUUCAAUUGUUGAGGACUGAGAUUGUACGAUACUUAAAGUGUUGAUAUAUAUCAAUUUGUUCAAUCACAUUCAAAAUAACAUUAAACGCGUUCAUUUGAUUCGGGCACGGCACGAAUAAAUUGUAUUCCGAACGAAAAAAGUAUUCAACAGCAGCAGCACACAAGAGGUAAUAUAAUUUUAAAUAAAAUUACGGAAUAUCUAAUCUUAGGGCCUUGAAUAACAACCGGAUAAUGGAACUACCACCAAGAGUCUUCAAUAAUAACACUGAGUUGAUCGAACUGUAAGUAACAGAUAUCCACGCCCAUUUUUGAUAUUAACCUUCAAUGUCAUAGGAGUGUAAUGUCAGUGUUUACUUAAUAUGAUCAAGACGCUCCUCAAGUUUAAUGGGUGUAGUCAACCAUGAAGAAAAUGAAAGAGAGUAGAACGGUUUGUAUUUGGACAGUUUAAUCAAUGAUCAUUUCCUAGCAUAUGUCGUUGGUCCUCGUUUUGAAAAUCCUAUUUUCUAUUCAGUCUUACGGUCGAACACGAAUAGGAAUUAUUCAUUCUUACGUAUCGGUGAUGCAAAGUCUUCAAAACUUACAAAUGGUUACACAGUAACAAGUCGAAGAAUUUGCCAGGCGACGUAUUUUCCCAAUUGGUCAAGCGGCAGUGGCUGGAAGUGAACAGUCAUCCUCAUAUAUUAACUAUUUUUCUAAGUUUUAUUUGAGGGGUUUCCCUUAAGUGACUGUUCAAUACAGGUGAAUGACAAUACACACUAGGACUCAGUAAAGAGUGACCGCGACCGCUUAGUAGAGGCGAAUAUUACAGUGAUUGAUGGAAAACAAAUUCGGGAAUUUAACAACCGACCGCUUAAUACAGGGUGACAGCUUUAUACGGUGCCGCUUAAUAGAGGUUCAACUAUAUAUCCUUUAUGUAGGUUCUUACAUGACAAUCACAUAGCAGAGUUACCACUACGCGUCUUCAACAACAACAUUAAUUUGACUCGGCUGUAAGUAAAUAACAUCUAACAUCUCUAAGACAAAUAUUUUUAAGGAACCAAUACAGACCCAAACAUGCGUGUAGAACACCGAAGUUCAUGAUGGUAGGAUCCAAAUCCAAACAUAUUUAACAAAUCUUGGUUCAAAAUUUUAAUAAAUAUUCAGUUCCAACUGUUAUCAGUUCUUUUAAAUGCAGAAGUUAUGCAGAUGCACGUAGUUUGUGCUUAACGUAGGAGAGCUAAAAAACUCAGACAUUCGAAAGUAAUUUGAUAUUAAGAGGUCUAGUUCUGAGAGCAUCCGCUGCAGUUUCCAAGGUAUUCUCUUGAAGGAGAGGACUCUGGGGACAAGUUUGUUCCUAAUUCCGUCUCGACUGACGUCAUUUGCGAACAAAUUGUUCAGUGACAUUGUUUAAAUGAUGUUCAGAUAUAAAUUCUACUCUUUUCUCCGUCGCACAUCAGAUUUAACUCCUGGAGAACAAGAACGGGUAAGGUCAAAGUUCGUCCAUCCCGUUCUCCUUUCCCCCUUUGACCCCUGAUAACCCUUCACUCUCUGCGUGGCACAUAAAACUAUAAAACCGUCAUGACGUGAACCUGUAAACCGAGUUAAAAUCUAGCUUCUGGCAAAACUGGGGUAAAACAUCACGUGGUCGACUGCCUUACGUUAGCAUGACUGGUGGGAACCUGUGGGACUGGUGCGACUGACAAAAACAAAAAAAAAAAAGGAGAGGCAAGAAUCAAAAUAGUUAUGGUGACGUGAACAUCUUCAUUUAUAAACAACACUGUCGGCUGGGUCUCUGUUUCAUGUUUAACUUAAGGCAUUUAUCAUUUCAAACACUGUUUGAAUCUGAAAAUCUGGGUUAUUAAGACCCAAAAAAAAUGUAUUCUUGUCGUAGGGACUUGGAUGGCAAUCACAUAAGAGCACUACCACCUGGAGUCUUCACUUACAACACCGAGUUGACUCGCCUGUAAUAAACACAUUUGAAAAUGUUGGUUACUAGUAUAUUUUAAACUAUUACAACGCGUCUUUGCAAACAGCCAACACAAUCUCCGUAGCGCAUUAAACUGUAAAGCCAUCACAAAGUAUUAUGACUUCAACUUGCAAAGUGGGUAUAAACCUAGCCGCAUGCAAAACGGAUUAACAACAUUACGUGGCGGAGUGCUUUACGUUAGCAGUAUGAUACCAGUAGGGACCGGAAGGAGAUUUCGAACUUAAAACAAACAAGCAGCAAGAAUCAAAGUAGUUAUGGCGAUGUGAACCAUCACAUUGCUAAAAAACAUCCAUUAUUAAAAAGUACUACUGCCCGGGUCACUGCUUCAUGUUUAACCUGCGGUGAUGACUAAAUCUGGAAAAAUGGGUUAAACUGACUAAAAAUAGACAUUAGAUUAAGGGUAUAUCCUUUUCAAAGGUACUUGUUUGGUAACCAAAUCAAAGAGCUGCCACCAGGAGUCUUCGCCAUGAAUACCAAGUUGACUCGCCUGUAAGUAAGCCAUAACAGGUUUAUAUUAGAAAUUAUUCAAACUGUAUUAUUUCAAUGAAAUGCAUUUAUCACAACACUUUAACAACAUCCAUUAUUAAAAAGUACUACUACUUAGGUUACUACUCCAUGUUUAACCUGCGGUGAUGACUAAAUCUGGAAAAAUGGGUUAAACUGACUCAAAAUAGACAUUAGAUUAAGGGUAUAUCCUUUUCGAAGGUACUUGUAUGGUAACCAAAUCAAAGAGCUGCCACCAGGAGUCUUCGCCAUGAAUACCAAGUUGACUCGCCUGUAAGUAAGCCAUAACAGGUUUAUUCAAACUGUAUUAUUUCAAUGAAAUGCAUUUAUCACAACACUUUAACAACAUCCACUGUUAAAAAGUACUACUAUCUAGAUCACUGCUCCAUGUUUAACCUGCAGUUAUGAUUAUUUUUUUUUAACAUUGAGUAAAUCUAAAAAAAUUGGUUAAACUUAGUCAAAAUAGACAUUAGAUUAAGGGUAUAUCCUUUUCGAAGGUACUUGCAUGGUAACCAAAUCAAAGAGCUGACACCAGGAGUCUUCGCCAUGAAUACCAAGUUGAUUCACCUGUAAGUAAGCCAUAACAGGUUUAUAUUCGAAAUUAUUCAAACUGUAUUAUUUCAAUGAAAUGCAGUUAUCACAACACUUUAACAACAUCCAUUAUGCUCCAUGUUUAACCUGCGGUGAUGACUAAAUCUGGAAAAAUGGGUUAAACUGACUCAAAAUAGACAUUACAUUAAGGGUAUAUCCUUUUCGAAGGUACUUGUUUGGUAACCAAAUCAAAGAGCUGCCACCAGGAGUCUUCGCCAUGAAUACCAAGUUGACUCACCUGUAAGUAAGCCAUAACAGGUUAAUUCAAACUGUAUUAUUUCAAUGAAAUGCACUUAUCACAACACUUUAACAACAUCCAUUAUUAAAAAGUACUACUACCUAGGUCACUGCUCCAUGUUUAACCUGCAGUGAUGAUGAUUUAUUAAUGAUGAUUAAGCCACGAUUCAGUCACAGAUAGAAGGUGAAGACGACGAGAUAACAUAAGAUCACAUAGCGACGAUACUUUGGUUUUCAGUAAGCGAGCAUUCCAAACACCGAAACGUAUAGGUGAACUACAGAAUGGCCGAUUUGAUAUCAGCGGAAUACGAACAAGAUUGUUGUCAUUCCGUCCUGAGUGAAAUGCAAAUUGGUGACGACGAGGUGUCAUGGCGGGUUGAAUAUUAAAAACCUUCGUUGCUUCACGUGCCAUGACCGUUCCACUCCGGCAUCCACGAUAGGGCCGUUUCCAUUUGGAUCUUGAAGAUGAAGAAGUUAGUCCAGGAUUUAGUUCAACAUCCAUAUGGACGUUGAUGCAAAUUUAACAGGGAGAGAAAAACAAAGAUAUUCAUGCUUAGUCCAUAAGCACACAAGCCGCAAUACAAACUUUUUAUAAAUUCCAAAAAACAAAUUUCCAAAAAGUUUGAAAACAAAUUUUCAAAAACUAAACUAGUGAGCAGCUCUCUGCGAACAGCAGUUGUAAAACUUGUUUAUUCUGCGACGCGUUUCGUCUAAGUGUUGGCCUCCAAUUACUUUCUCACCUCACCUCUGAAAACUUUUUAAUUUUUCCACAACUUCGCCUGUUUCUGUUCGUGAGUCCGGCCGAGCCUAUAUGACCAGUUUCCCUUGUAAUAGCCAUAGUAUGAAUUAUAAAUACAAGCUUUUAGCAUUGACUCGCAAAACUCUCUAAAGAAGUCUAUGAAAGUAAGACGAAACGCGUCGAAGAAUAAAGAAGUUUUACAACUACUGUUCGCAGAGAGCUGCUCACUAGUUUAGUGUUCAAAAACUAUUUAUUUUUCACUCGACAGGAUAAGAAUUGUUGCACUAAACAUUUCUACGUAAUAUUUUUCGCUCUUUGUUUGGUAAUCGAUGAGUUCUAAAAGCGCCUUGUGCUAAGAGUGUUGAUAGAUAUCAAAAUAUAACAAAUACAUCAGGGUUGUAGCAUAAGCGUGUGUUUGAUCCGGGCACGACACAAAUAAAACUGUCAAUCCAACAGAAAAAAUGAAAUAAAAAACCUGCGAUAGUAACAAUUUCUAAAAAGUAACACUUUUAACUGAAAUCAGGGAAUAUCUUCACUUAGGGAAUUGGGUAACAACCAGAUAAAGGAGCUGCCACCUGGAGUCUUCAAUAACAACACCGAGUUGACCAAACUGUAUGUAAUCGAUUUUCUUGGGUCUUCUUAUGAUAGCCUUUGAUGGGCCAAGAUUUUAGUCUCAUUGUUGGCUAAAUGUGAUCAAGAAGGUGCUGAAGCUUAGUGGAUGUAGUCAGCCAUUUAAAGGGUGAAAAAGAGUGGGACGGCUCAUAGGUGGACGGAGUUACGCAGAAAGGAGUAACCUACCCCAAUUACACAAUCCUUUCAGUUUCAUAAAUCAUCAUAUCCUAGCUUCUGACGUUGGUUGACGUUUAGUAAAUUCCAUUUUCUAUUCAUUUUAUAACUUUGUUUUAUUUGCCAGUAUGAAAAGGAGAUUUCAAGUGUUCUCUCUCAGAACAGGCUUUGUACUUCGCAUUUCUUUUCACACCAAUACCACAGUCAAAUGCACGCAAGCAAGAUUUAUACUUUGCCAAGGACUGUUAAAACAAAGCUUUCUUACCUUACAGCUGGUUAUACGGCAACAAGAUCAAGAAUUUGACCAACAGUGCAUUCUCCCAGUUAAUAAAGCUGCAAUGGCUGUAAGUGACAAGUGGUCCUCGCAUAUCACCUAUUAUCUGAAUAGUGCAUAUUCCUUUUCACAUCCUUCAACCCCUAAAUAUCUGCGUAGCACUCAGACCGAUAAAGAACGCCCUCAAUCAAUGAUCAAAGACAUAACGUCUAAAAUCUAACAAUACACAAGAUCUUGGCAACAAGAUCAGGUACCUCAAAAGCCAAGCCUAGUACGAAUCUGUUUUGAGUCGCAAAUUAAAACAAGGGUCGUAUUACAGCCGAAUCAAUGACUUUCGAACUUAGAAAUUGUUGGUUCCAAAAUUUUAGCUGUGGAGAGCCUAUCGGUCCAAAUAAUGUCUUUUCAAGCAAAUUUGAACUGAAGUAAUUGUACCACUUUUUUAACUUUUCUCCUCCUACAGAGUACUUAAUGACAACGACCUAACUGAGCUACAAGAUGGUUUGUUUGAUGGUUUAAGAGCAUUGACAGACCUGUGAGUAAGAAAAAAAAAAUUUCAAGAUACAAAAUGGAAACAGUUAAAUUAUUCGUGUGACAAAUCGGACACCUGCAGAUUGAAGGUGGAAAAAAUAAUAAGUUACUGAGAAAGAAAGAAAACAUGCAAAAAUGUUGCUGUAGGAGAUCAUAAUUUCAUACCUUAGUUAUUAAAAGUGUAUUGGAUGAAUGAGCAAAGUAAUGCACAGCGAUGAUGCAUGUUCCAGUAACCUAACAAAACAAUAAGGGCCAGACCUAUCAAAACUAUCAGAAAUAAACUUCAAAACAAAUUCAGGAUGUUUACCAGUAUUGUGUUUCUAAAUUUAUUUCGGAAAACUCAUCAUAAUUGGAAGAUGUGAAAAGAUUUACCUAUCAUUGCCGUAUUAUUUUAACUUGGCUGCAAGACAACGGAAUCAGGAAGCUUCCUAAACACGUUUUCAAAGCUUUGACUAAUUUGAAAGAGCUGUGAAUAUGAUGAAGAAGAGUUAUGUUUACAAAAAUAUUGACUCUUUCAAUAUUAAUGUUCUCCUCCUUUAAAGGGGAAAAGUAUUCGAAAAGAAAUCCCCGCAAGUUUCAAGGAGGUUACGUCUGCACAAAAACGCGCGCGAGCAAAAAGUUUUUGGUGGAUUAUAACUGAAUGUACACUGAUUUCAUAAAAAGCACAUGAUGGGCCGACUUCGAGUCGCUUAAAAGAAUUAUAAUUCAGAGUGAUUGUAUUAUAUUAACAUCACAGAGGGCAGCGUAACCGAACGGUGACAGCGUCGGACUUAAAAUCUGCUGAUCCCGACUUUCAUCGACUUCCUGUGCUGAUGUAGUCCCAAUGCUUAAGGAGAAACUAGCCACUGUUACUACCGAGCAUGUAAGACCAAUUUCGGUAACCCUUGCUCUAUCAAAGCUGGUCGAGCAAGUAUCUACGAAGGCCUAGCCACCCUGAGAAGAUCGAUCCGAGCCAAUUUGGCGUUACUCCAAAAUCUUCUACGCUGCAUGCUCUCCUCAUCCUAAAGGUAGUCGAAAUGCAAUCCAAAGGGCUGUAACAUGUAGCAGUAAAGCAGUGGUCGAAUAUAACAUCGAAGUACAAACAGGUGGAAUAAAAAUCCAAUAUCGCAGCUCACAAUCCAUCGGUUCAGAUGCCGAACUAUCAAGUUCAAAUCCAAUUUUUUAACUUUUUUUUAUAAAUUCCAAAAAACAAAUUUCCAAAAAGUUUGAAAACAAAUUUUCAAAAACUAAACUAGUGAGCAGCUCCCUGCGAACAGCAGUUGUAAAACUUGUUUAUUCUGCGACGCGUUUCGUCUGAAUGUUGGCCUCCAAUUACUUUCUCACCUCAUCCUUGUAAAUUUUAAAAUUUUUCCACAACUUCGCCUGUUUCUGUUCGUGAGUCCGGCCGAGCCUAUAUGACCAAUUUCCCUUGUAAUAGCUAUAGUAUGACUUAUAAAUACAAGCUUUCAGCAUUGACUCGCAAAUCUCUCUAAAGAAGUCUAUGACAGUAAGACGAAACGCGUCGAAGAAUAAAGAAGUUUUACAACUACUGUUCGCAGAGAGCUGCUCACUACUUUAGUGUUCAAAAACUAUUUAUUUUUCACUCGACAGGAUAAGAAUUGUUACACUAAACAUUUCUACGUAAUAUUUUUCGCUCUUUGUUUAGUAAUCGAUGAGUUCUAAAAGCGCCUUGUGCUAAGAGUGUUGAUAGAUAUCAAAAUAUAACAAAUACAUCAGGGUUGUAGCAUAAGCGUGUGUUUGAUCCGGGCACGACACAAAUAAAACUGUCAAUCCAACAGAAAAAAUGAAAUAAAAAACCUGCGAUAGUAACAAUUUCUAAAAAGUAACACUUUUAACUGAAAUCAGGGAAUAUCUUCACUUAGGGAAUUGGGUAACAACCAGAUAAAGGAGCUGCCACCUGGAGUCUUCAAUAACAACACCGAGUUGACCGCACUGUACGUAAUCGAUUUUCUUGGGUCUUCUUAUGAUAGCCUUUGAUGGGCCAAGAUUUUAGCCUCAUUGUUGGCUAAAUGUGAUCAAGAAGGUGCUGAAGCUUAGUGGAUGUAGUCAGCCAUUUAAAGGGUGAAAAAGAGUGGGACGGCUCAUAGGUGGACGGAGUUACGCAGAAAGGAGUAACCUACCCCAAUUACACAAUCCUUUCAGUUUCAUAAAUCAUCAUAUCCUAGCUUCUGACGUUGGUUGACGUUUAGUAAAUUCCAUUUUCUAUUCAUUUUAUAACUUUGUUUUAUUUGCCAGUAUGAAAAGGAGAUUUCAAGUGUUCUCUCUCAGAACAGGCUUUGUACUUCGCAUUUCUUUUCACACCAAUACCACAGUCAAAUGCACGCAAGCAAGAUUUAUACUUUGCCAAGGACUGUUAAAACAAAGCUUUCUUACCUUACAGCUGGUUAUACGGCAACAAGAUCAAGAAUUUGACCAACAAUGCAUUCUCCCAGUUAAUAAAGCUGCAAUGGCUGUAAGUGACAAGUGGUCCUCGCAUAUCACCUAUUACAAGUAUCACAACUCACAUCAUUAUCCGAAUAGUGCAUAUUCCUUUUCACAUCCUUCAACCCUUAAAUAUCUGCGUAGCACUCAGACCGAUAAAGAACGCUCUCAAUCAAUGAUCAAAGACAUAACGUCUAAAUCUAACAAUACACAAGAUCUUGGCAACAAGAUCAGGUACCUCAAAAGCCAAGCCUAGUACGAAUCUGUUUUGAGUCGCAAAUUAAAACAAGGGUCGUAUUACAGCCGAAUCAAUGACUUUCGAACUUAGAAAUUGUUGGUUCCAAAAUUUUAGCUGUGGAGAGCCUAUCGGUCCAAAUAAUGUCUUUUCAAGCAAAUUUGAACUGAAGUAAUUGUACCACUUUUUUAACUUCUCUCCUCCUACAGACUUCUUAAUGACAACGACCUAACUGAGCUACAAGAGGGUUUGUUUGAUGGUUUAAGAGCAUUGACAGACCUGUGAGUAAGAAAAGAAAAAUUUCAAGAUACAAAAUGGAAACAGUUAAAUUAUUCGUGUGACAAAUCGGACACCUGCAGAUUGAAGGAGGAAAAAAUAAUAAGUUACUGAGAAAGAAAGAAAACAUGCAAAAAUGUUGCUGUAGGAGAUUAUAAUUUCAUACCUUAGUUAUUAAGUGUUUGUUGGAUGAAUGAGCAAAGUAAUGCACAGCGAUGAUGCACGUUCCAGUAACCUAACAAAAUAAUAAGAGCCACACCUAUCAAAACUAUCAGAAAUAAACUUCAAAACAAAUUCAGGAUGUUUACCAGUAUUGUGUUUCUGAAUUUAGUUCGGAAAACUCAUCAUAAUUGGAAGAUGUGAAAAGAUUUACCUAUCAUUGCCGUAUUAUUCUAACUUUUACCAGAUGGCUGCAAGACAACGGAAUCGGGAAGCUUCCUAAACACGUUUUCAAAGCUUUGACUAAUUUGAAAGAGCUGUGAAUAUGAUAAAGAAGAGUUAUCUUUACAAAAAAUAUUGACUCUUUCAAUAUUAAUGUUCUCCUCCUUUAAAGGGGAAAAGUAUUCGAAAAGAAAUCCCCGCAAGUUUCAAGGAGGUUACGCCUGCACAUUUUUUUUCAUAAAAGCACAUGAUGGGCCGACUUCGAGUCGCUUAAAAGAAUUAUAAUUCAGAGUGAUUGUAUUAUAUUAACAUCACGGAGGGCAGCGUAACCGAACGGUGACAGCGUCGGACUUAAAAUCUGCUGAUCCCGACUUUCAUCGACUUCCUGUGCUGAUGUAGUCCCAAUGCUUAAGGAAAAACCAGCCACUGUUACUACCGAGCUUGUAAGACCAAUUUCGGUAACCCUUGCUCUAUCAAAGCUGGCCGAGCAAGUAUCUACGAAGGCCUAGCCACCCUGAGAAGAUCGAUUCGAGCCAAUUUGGCGUUACUCCAAAAUCUUCUACGCUGCAUGCUCUCGUCAUCCUAAAGGUAGUCGAAAUGCAAUCCAAAGGGUUGUAACAUGUAGCAGUAAAGCAGUGGUCGAAUAUAACAUCGAAGUAUAAACAGGUGGAAUACAAAUCCAAUAUCGCAGCUCACAAUUUAACAAAUCCUGGUUUCAAUCUCGUUUCCAAAGAUAUCAAUUUUGUUACAGUGACAAAUUGUUUCGAAGGUAAAAAAUUUUUCUGUUACUGCCAAAUAAUGGUCCUAAAUUUUACCAGAAAUGCGAAUAGCUUAGUUUUAAUGUCCCAUUAUAUUGCAGAGGAACAAGAUUUACCUGCUUAUUUACAAUAAGACAAUAAGUUUGAGAUGUUACAUGAUGAUGUAUCUAUCGGUUCAGAUGCCGAACUAUCAAGUUCAAAUCCAAUUUUUUAACUUUUUUUUUAUAAAUUCCAAAAAACAAAUUUCCAAAAAGUUUGAAAACAAAUUUUCAAAAACUAAACUAGUGAGCAGCUCUCUGCGAAAAGCAGUUGUAAAACUUGUUUACUCUGCGACGCGUUUCGUCUAAGUGUUGGCCUCCAAUUACUUUCUCACCUCACCUCUGAAAAUUUUUAAAUUUUUCCACAACUUUGCCUGUUUCUGUUCGUGAGUCUGGCCGAGCCUAUAUGACCAAUUUCCCUUGUAAUAGCCAUAGUAUGACUUAUAAAUACAAGCUUUCAGCAUUGACUCGCAAAUCUCUCUAAAGAAGUCUAUGAAAGUAAGACGAAACGCGUCGAAGAAUAAAGAAGUUUUACAACUACUGUUCGCAGAGAGCUGCUCACUACUUAGGUAUUCAAAAACUAUUUAUUUUUCACUCGACAGGAUAAGAAUUGUUGCACUAAACAUUUCUACGUAAUAUUUUUCGCUCUUUGUUUAGUAAUCGAUGAGUUCUAAAAGCGCCUUAUGCUAAGAGUAUUGAUAGAUAUCAAAAUAUAACAAAUACAUCAGGGUUGUAGCAUAAGCGUGUGUUUGAUCCGGGCACGACACAAAUAAAACUGUCAAUCCAACAGAAAAAAUGAAGUAAAAAACCUGCGAUAGCAACAAUUUCUAAAAAGUAACACUUUUAACUGAAAUCAGGGAAUAUCUUCACUUAGGGAAUUGGGUAACAACCAGAUAAAGGAGCUGCCACCUGGAGUCUUCAAUAACAACACCGAGUUGACCAAACUG
Pocillopora meandrina is the source of this 20258-nucleotide messenger RNA. The record is from the annotation of a GenBank genome assembly. NCBI's taxonomy places the organism in Eukaryota, Metazoa, Cnidaria, Anthozoa, Scleractinia, Pocilloporidae.